GAAAACAGAUUUGUGGAAUCCACUAGGCUUUUAAGUCCAUUGAUUUCUUACUAAACAGUAUACUUGGAGUAAGUAUAAAUAAAUGCAUACUUGAGCGAAUCAUCUACACAUGACAAAUUGAAAGAUAAAUGUCUCAAGGAUCAUUUGAGUCAGCUAUAAGUGGCCGUAAUUAAUUCUUCCUAUUUAGAACUUCAGAAAAAUUAAACUUUGAAAGAUUUACUUGUAUCAUAGGGAAGAGAGAGCUAAUUUCAAAACUUCUUAUGCCUAAUCUGUUUUUCUUUCCUUCCCAUGGUUUUGAAGGACUCGAUUAACAUUAGCAACACAGGAAUGAACAGAAGAAUAAAUAUUUAUAGUGCAGAGGAGGAAGUACAGUAAAAGAGAAAAUGUCAACUUAAAGAAAGGCACCUAACUGUAUUGUUCUUAUUGUUACAAGGGAAAGUUACUCUGAUUACACUAACUUUGAGGUUUAAACAAAAUCUGUUAAACUAUUAAAUUCAUUUCCUAAUAGUUAAGCACACUGUUGAGAGAAGUUGGCUUAAAAAUGCAGAGAUGUGAAAUAUUUGUGUGAUUCUUGUAAACGUCAAAUAAAUUUGUUUAUUAUUUGGGUUUUGACUUUGUUAGUGUUUUGUAAUUGAGACACUGCAGUAUUGUCCAAUGGCAAAAGAUCAAAUGCCUAGUUUAUUUUCAUCAGAAAAAGCCCCAGGCUACUUUAAAAGAAUAAUUUAAUAAUUGGUAGAAGUAAAUUUUGCAAUUUGUUUGGUGCUAGUGUACAUGACGGGUAAUUGUUUGAUUAAAUUAUUUCGUGCCCACACUCCACCCCCCUACCCUUGCAGUAACAUUAGCAUUUUCCCAGUCAUUUCCUGCUUCUCAGCAAAGAGGCAGCUGGUAUUAUCAUCGUUAUUCUUUUUAUUAUUAUAUUUCUAUAGACAAGUAUGAAUCUUUAUGGUAUAAAAAGGGAGAUUAGAGAUUCAUGGAAACAUGUUAUACCAUCCAUUGCUGAAUCAUUACUUGUAUGGCAACUCACUCAGGGUCUUUUUUGUGGAUGGUAAAGGUCACUUAAUAUAGUGCCUUUUAGAAGACUAGUGGCCAGCAUGUUUGCUCUCCUGUACAAAAACGACAUAUGCGGUUAGGCAUCUGUCCUUAAACACCAAAAUUGGCUAAAUAAUAAUAAUGCAGUCUGUACUUAUCAUAAAAACAAAGUCAGUGAAGCUAUGAGAGCAUCAUGACUAGAGUGCAUUAGUCCAGCAAGAAAUAUGUUCACAGGCAAAUGUUGGUAGCCAGUGAGGUUGCCCUGAUAAUGGGGGAGAGAUAAAAUCAUCCUGUGAGUCCGUACAUGUUACAUGCUUUGAAACUGAGGAUUUUAUGUUAUUAUGCCGGUAUUUUGUGUCAGUUUGAACAAUAUGUAUUAUUACAUUCUAUCCAUUUUCAGUGAAAUAUUAGAGGUGUUCUGAACCUUUCUUUUUUUUUUUCUCUGAUAUGUAUUUGUUUUUCUUCUUUUUUCCCAAAAUGUAGGAAUAUUCUGAGGACAGUAAUUCUGAACCAAACGUGGAUCUGGAAAAUCAAUACUACAAUUCUAAAGCUUUGAAGGAAGAUGAUCCCAAAGCGGCACUAAGCAGUUUUCAGAAGGUUUUAGAGCUUGAAGGUGAAAAAGGAGAGUGGGGAUUCAAAGCUCUGAAACAGAUGAUUAAAAUAAACUUUAAAUUGACUAACUUUCCUGAAAUGAUGAACAGAUAUAAACAGCUAUUGACCUACAUACGGAGUGCAGUUACAAGGAAUUACUCUGAAAAAUCCAUCAAUUCUAUUCUUGAUUAUAUCUCUACUUCCAAGCAGAUGGAUUUGCUUCAGGAAUUCUAUGAAACAACACUUGAAGCUCUGAAAGAUGCUAAGAAUGAUAGAUUGUGGUUUAAGACAAACACAAAGCUCGGCAAAUUAUAUUUAGAACGAGAAGAAUAUGGAAAGUUACAAAAGAUUUUGCGCCAGCUGCAUCAGUCAUGCCAGACUGAUGAUGGUGAAGAUGAUCUUAAAAAAGGUACUCAACUAUUGGAAAUCUAUGCUUUGGAAAUUCAAAUGUAUACAGCACAGAAAAAUAACAAAAAACUUAAAGCACUAUAUGAACAGUCAUUGCACAUCAAGUCAGCCAUUCCUCAUCCGCUGAUCAUGGGAGUUAUCAGAGAAUGUGGAGGCAAAAUGCACUUAAGAGAAGGAGAGUUUGAAAAGGCACAUACUGAUUUUUUUGAAGCGUUCAAGAAUUAUGAUGAAUCAGGGAGCCCCAGAAGAACCACUUGCUUAAAAUACUUGGUCUUAGCAAACAUGCUGAUGAAAUCUGGAAUAAAUCCAUUUGAUUCUCAGGAGGCUAAACCAUACAAAAAUGAUCCAGAGAUUCUAGCAAUGACGAAUUUAGUAAGUGCCUAUCAGAAUAACGACAUCACUGAAUUUGAGAAGAUUCUGAAAACAAAUCACAGCAACAUCAUGGAUGAUCCCUUCAUAAGGGAGCAUAUUGAAGAGCUUUUGCGAAACAUCAGAACACAAGUGCUUAUAAAAUUAAUUAAGCCUUACACGAGAAUACAUAUUCCUUUUAUUUCUAAGGAGUUAAACAUAGAUGUAGCUGAUGUGGAAAGCUUGCUUGUGCAGUGCAUAUUGGAUAACACUAUACAUGGCCGAAUUGAUCAAGUCAACCAGCUCCUUGAACUGGAUCAUCAGAAGAGAGGUGGUGCACGGUAUACUGCAUUAGAUAAAUGGACCAACCAACUAAAUUCUCUCAACCAGGCUGUAGUCAGCAAGCUGGCCUAACAGAAAACAAGCUUUUACAAAACGUACUUAAGGCAACAGUGCUGUGAUGUAAACCUUAAAAGAACUGGGAAUGGCAAAACUACUGUCGGUUGGUGUGCCCUGAAAUUAUUGGAGUUAUGGCAGAAGUGCUUUUUUGAUCAGCUGGUUUGUGUUUUGCUGCUGCAUUUAUCCCAAGAAAAACAGCUUUAAUCUCCAGAAGAAAACCAAAAUGCCACGGGAUUUAUGCUGUAUUGACAUCUUGCCCUAAACAUACAACAUCAUAGUAAUUUGUCAAAGGGCAAUUAAUGACCAGAGAGAAGAUUUUUGUCAUGAUUUUAAAUACACUGACACGUUACUGUUGGUUAAAUUUAAACAUGUUUUACCUGCAGAAAUUCUCUCACAGAAAUAACCUGCAAUAACUUGAAAUGCAUACCCUUUUGAACACUUCCUUUUCUCAUGUAUAAAUUGAAAUGUUUGCUGCAUUUUGCAAAAAUGUCAAUUCUCCAAAAAUGUGUCCGUAUAUUUCUGUACCUGCAGUGUAGUAAAGGUUUAGAAGAAACCCCAUAAUUAUAGUGGCAUACUGUCACUUUAGGUUUCAAGCAGCAAAAUAAACAGUGCAGUUCAGAAAUUGUA
Molecule: messenger RNA, 3402 nt
Organism: Struthio camelus australis
Lineage: Eukaryota; Metazoa; Chordata; Aves; Struthioniformes; Struthionidae
Source: RefSeq, a predicted model, not a curated record